AACACUUAAUUGUACUACUCGAGUCAUCUGACGAUCAUCAAUAAAACUGUAUAUAUGCUAUAAAGUAACUUUCCGUUCGACGUUUUUUUUAUAAUUCUACAGGAUCUACUAAAGGGCGUACUCUGAUUCCAUUACUUUGCAAAUAUAUACGAGGAAAAAAUGGUUAAAUACAAGCUGACUUAUUUUCCAGUUAAAGCAUUGGCUGAGCCAAUAAGAUUUCUUUUUAGCUAUGGAGGAGUGGAGUUUGAAGAUGAUCGAUUCAAUCGCGAAGACUGGCCAAAGAUCAAACCAGAAAUGCCAUUUGGACAAGUUCCUGUUCUGGAAGUUGAUGGAAAAAAGGUACAUCAAUCUACAGCAAUUUGUCGUUAUCUAGCUAAACAGUUUGGACUUGCCGGUAAAGAUGACUGGCAAAAUCUCUUAAUUGAUGCCACCGUUGAUACCAUUCAUGAUAUGCGUCAAAAACUUGGAGCUUUUCACUAUGAAUCACAUGCUGAAGCCAAGGAAGCUAAACGUAAAGUUGCAUUGAAUGAAACUCUUCCAUAUUAUUUAGAACGUUUGGAUGAACAAGUGAAAAACAAUAACGGAUAUUUUGUUGGUGGUUCUCUUACAUGGGCUGACUUUGUCUUUGUGGCUUUACUGGAUUAUCUCAAUUUUAUGGCUGGGUUUGAUAUUAUUGAAAAAUACAGCAAUUUAAAGGCUUUAAAAGAGAAAGUUUUGGCCAUACCACAAAUUAAAGCUUGGGUUGAAAAACGCCCUCCAUCUGAUGCAAAGAAAUUUACAACCAUGUCCAACUAUAAAUUAAGUUACUUUGAUAUUACCGGUUUGGGCGAGCCAAUACGUUAUAUGCUACAUUAUGGAGGAAUUAAAUUUGAAGAUAAUCGUUUAUCUUUUGAAGAAUGGCCUAAAAUUAAACCUUCUAUGCCACUUGGCCAAUUGCCAGUAUUGGAGAUCGAUGGGAAAAAGUAUAAUCAGUCAAAGUCUAUAAUGCGUUUUCUAGCUAAAAAGUUCAAGUUGUAUGGAUCUAACGAUGUUGAAGCGUUGGAAAUUGAUGCUGCUGCUGAUAGUAUGGAUGAUUUGAGAAUACCUUUAUCAACUUACUUCUGGGAAAAAGAUCCAAAUCAAAAAAAUAAGUUGAAAGAAAUUGCAAUGGAAAAAAAAGAUUUCCUCCUCGGUAAAUUCGAAGAACAGGUCAAGAAAAAUGGAGGUUACUUUGUCAAUGGAAAGUUAUCCUUCGCGGAUGUGUUGUAUACUGCUUAUUCCGAUUAUUUGUCUAAUGGUUUGGGACAUCCUUUGAACAAGGAUCAUCCAGAACUUACCAAACUUGUGGAAAAAGUUCGAGCUAUUCCCAACAUCAAGGCUUAUUUGGACAAACGCCCAAAAACCCAAAUUUAAAUGCCUUUUAAUGAACCAUUACAUAUAAUAUUUUUUGUUAUUUGUUACAACAUUGAAUUCAAUUCUAUUAUUAAUAAAAUUUAUAUUUUGAAUAUAAUAAAAAAUAUUGCAUAAUAAG
Molecule: messenger RNA, 1510 nt
Organism: Chelonus insularis
Lineage: Eukaryota; Metazoa; Arthropoda; Insecta; Hymenoptera; Braconidae
Product: glutathione S-transferase-like
Exons: 8
Coding region: 160-1392 (410 amino acids)
Biological process (GO): glutathione metabolic process
Molecular function (GO): glutathione transferase activity
Source: RefSeq, a predicted model, not a curated record